AUGUCAAUACAAUCUCGUAUCCAAUCUGCACUAGAGCAGUUUGUUUCUCUUGCUAUGCUCAAUGAGGACGGCUCCUGUAUGCCACCACUUCAUUUGUGUCAUACAAUUGCCGGUUUGCAAUAUGGAAUCCGCCUGGGGGUUAUGUAUCACUGGCUUGCGGUGUCAAGAUCAAUUGUAUCGGCCAACGACCUCUCAAAUGACGAUGAGGUGACUGCGAUGGAGAAUCACUUUGGUUGGAUCACUCACGAUAAGUGGUUUUCCCCAUUCCAGUCUCUUAGGGAUUGGAUGCGGCUAGCCUCUUCUGCUGUACUGAACCAGCAACAACCUAAUGCAACCCGUUGGGAAGAUCUGGGAAUGACCAAGCUUGUCAUUGGUUCAACUGCCGUUCACCUCACUGGUAUCCGAACAGCAUUGCGGGCGGCCCUAACUCUCUUGCGAACGUUGAUGCAAUCUAUCUUGAAAGGUUGUAGCCUCCCGGAUUGCCUUGUAUCUACUCUUGAGGACAAAUCGGAAAAUCUAUCCACUGGAUACAACUAUAUGGAAGAAAAGAAAUCGAAAGCAGUUCUUAAUGAUAGGAUGAAGAUUCUCAGAGACUGGAUGCAUAAUGGGAACCCUCACUCAGUUCUGGCUGGCAAUUGGCAGGAAUGUUUGAUGGCACCUGGCUUGGCUCUACCGGAUUUGAUUGCACCUUGGGCGGCGUGGAAAUGGUUGGAAAUGGUAGACCAGGUGGUUGAGAUCAUUUACUUUUUGUACCAUGUUGGGUGUGGUCAACCGGCAAGGGGAACAGAAGAAUCUUGCAUGCUUAUUCGUAACUCAGACACGGCUCCACGCAACAUCUACUGGCGAGGAACGCAAAUGAUGUUCCAGACGUGGUAUCACAAAGGGCAAAACAUCUCCCAACGCUCCAAACCGAGGCAAGUCUAUCUGACCGGGGAGUUGUCAAUGCACCUCCACACCUACUUGGCAUUUAUCCGACCCACCCAAAUGUUUUUACUCCGUGGUUUAGGAGAAAAAACAAAUGCAAUUGAUAUGCAGGAGUUCUUGUGGAUGGGUUCACGGAUCGGACGUUUGGAAACACCCGAUUUCAGCCGGAUAUUGAAAAAAUACUUCUUGCACGGUGGGUGUGAAGGUGUAGGGAUUCGAGUCUGGCGCCAAGCUGCCGUCAGCAUUGCAGCUGCACAUCUCUCCAAGAAGAUUCCUGCAAUGCUCUUGCCAAAUUCUGAGUCACUUCAAGAAGACCUAGCCGAGGACCUGGGUUUGCAAACGGUCAUGGACCUCCAGCGAAACCACUCCACAACUACUGCCAAUCACCUAUAUGGAUAUAGUAGUGGAUCUGGUGUUAUGCGGGAUGAAGAACUGAACUUCAAGUUGGCUAGUCAGGUCUGGCAAGCAUUUUGGGGUAUUGAGUCUCUUUGGGCAUCCAAACAGCCUCCUUUACCGGUUCCUGACACCCUUCCACCUGGCGAGAAGGCCCGACAAGCAUUGACAAUCUUUACUAGGAAUCCGAAUGCUCUGUUCCGAUCUGAAUUCCAACACCUUUGGCUCACGGAACUCUUCCGGUCUGAUCUAGAAGAUAUGUUGGUGGUGGCUAAAACUGGAGGGGGUAAAUCCUUGGCAUACUGUUUGCCACCACUGGUCCUCCCACACGAGCGACUCGUGUUGAUCCAACCUCUCAAAGCACUAGUCUCACAAUCCAUGAAGCAGCUGGAACAACUGGAUGGAGUGAAGAGCCAGCUCUACACCCCCCACACACCCAUUGAUGAAACCGCACAAGUAAUUCUGGCCCUGGCUGAUCAUGCUUGCAAAAUUGACUUUCACAUGCAAUUGCGGAUAAAACAACCAACUCGGAUUAUCAUUGAUGAGGUCCAUACUUUCAUGGAGGAUAAGUUUAGGUCUUAUAUACCAGGGAUUGUAUCUCUUGGUCAACUGAGCACACAGAUGGUCUUGAUGACGGGUUCCCUUCCACCUAGCCAAGAAUCUGAACUGCUCCACACGAUUCUUAGUCGCACCCGCCUGACAACCAAACGUGAGAUCACCUUCCGUCCUGAAUUGCAAAUCGAUGUUCAACCAAAGUAUGCAAGUACAGCCAAUCUAGUACCAAUCCUUCAAGGGCUCACCCAAUCCCACAUCCUCAAGAAGAAGGACCGUGCAAUGAUCUUCAUUGAACAUCGGGAAUCUGUUGCCCUAAUCGCUCAAGCUGUUGGUGGCCUGAUGCAUCACUCUGGAAUGUCUGACGAGGAACAAUCCCAGAGUGCAAGCAAGUGGCUCAAACGAGACCAUGGAAUAAUGGUUGCCACCAGUGGAUUUGGAGCGGGGAUUGAUUAUCCUCACGUGCGGCUGGUUGUGAUCUGGGGCUUACCAAGUGCAAAGGAGGCAAACAAGACUUAUCAGGAGAUUGGACGUGCGGGAAGAGACGGAAAGCAAGCCAGAAUUGUAUUGAUUCCUAGGUUUGGUGAUGUGCCCUCGGGCCGCUUGCCUAAUUUUGGUGUUGAUGAUUUCAAAAGGUCUUUGUUAAAUCCAGCUGCAUGUGCCGCCCAAGUAUUUGCAAGAUUGCAAGACUCAAUUCCUCACUCUUGUCGUAAUUACGAAGGCUUCAAUCGGUGUGGUCCUUGCGCCAAAAUGGAUUCCAACCAAGGGAAACGAGCAUACUAUGAACUGGAUCAACGGCACCAGAUUAAAUGUCAGACCGUCGCUACACAGGCAGUUUCUCAGACGCCCUCAGGCUCCACUGUGUCUUUGAUCAAUACCUCUAUUGUUGAACCACUUCAUGAUCCACUACCUCAGUUCUUAUUCAAACCAAUUCAAGAAAAGUUCGAACAACAUCUCAGCUUCGAAACACCAUCUCAGCUAGUCUUACAAAAUGAUCCCCAUAAGGAAUGUGAGACCACUCCUGUGAAUUCCGCUUCCAGAGUUUGUCAUGCAACUGUUUUGGGUUCAAUAGACGUUGGAGUCACUGAACAAACUCCUGCGCGUUGGAAUAAGCAAGUCCCUUUACCUCAAGACAUAUCAGAGUUGCGAGUACCAAUUCCAACAACAUGCCUGGGGAAACGCACAUCUGGGAACGCCGUUGUCGACAUUGUCAACACAGUCGAGCAAUCAAUGAUCCUUGAACCAUUGGAGCGCAUCAAAAGAGCACGGGUGGCUGAGCACACACGGCUGGCUGCUGAAGAAAAUCCUGUAAACCGGCCUGAACAGCCUCGCUCAAUUAACCAAGUGGACCAUCUACGAGCCCAAGGCGGUGAGGCAACUGUCCAGCAUGAGGGCAUACAGCUGCUUGAAUUUGUCCGGAAGAUCAAGGGAAAUUGCAUUGAAUGCUUCUUGCGGACUCGCACUUAUGUCCCAGAACAUAAGAAGUGUUCUUUUACAAAUUCUAAGUGCUUGAGGUGCAGAGAAUCACAAGGGUGGAAUUCAGGUCACACUGUCAGAUUGUGCCCCGCGGCUCGUUUCUCCACAGCUCUGAUGGAAGGCUCCCGGGGAAACUCCUACACGAUAUGCAACCGAUGUGCAUUGCCAUCGGGAACACAAGACCGGAUUCGCUUCCAUGAGAACAACAAGUUUGCCGCUGAAUGCAAUACAGGUUUUGCAAACAUGGCUGAAGCAGUGGGAUGGUUUGUAUACCGGGAGAAAAAGGAGGUCUUGGCUGGAUCCUUUGAUGGAAUUGGAGACCUCGAUGUGCAAAAGUACGCAAAAUGGUUAGGUGUAACAAACAAAGCCCAUGGCCCGGGCCCUUGGCCCAAUGCCAUCAAGUUGGUUUUGGCUUUCUUGAGAUUUGAAGACUAG
Messenger RNA from Puccinia graminis f. sp. tritici CRL 75-36-700-3, 3780 nucleotides. RefSeq lists its product as uncharacterized. The transcript is spliced from 4 exons. The record is from RefSeq and is a predicted model, not a curated record. Gene Ontology annotation, molecular function: nucleic acid binding; ATP binding. Bases 1 to 3780 code for a protein of 1259 amino acids. NCBI's taxonomy places the organism in Eukaryota, Fungi, Basidiomycota, Pucciniomycetes, Pucciniales, Pucciniaceae. Gene Ontology annotation, cellular component: chromosome; nucleus.